Trichomonas vaginalis G3 is the source of this 471-nucleotide messenger RNA. RefSeq lists its product as uncharacterized. The record is from RefSeq and is a predicted model, not a curated record. Bases 1 to 471 code for a protein of 156 amino acids. Lineage: Eukaryota; Parabasalia; Trichomonadida; Trichomonadidae. The transcript has a single exon.
AUGAGUUCUUCAUCAAGCUCUCGCGAACCUUCACCAUCUAUGAAACAAACUUUACCAAACGAUUAUGGAGCACCUAUUGAAUAUUUCUUACGAGCUGCACAAUGGCAAAGAGCAGUCUCACCAAGGUUAGGUGUUCCACCAGCUCCUGUCAAAAAUAGCAUUUGGUCAAGUCCUUAUAUAAGAUAUGGUCUCCCACUAGGUUUGCUAGCUACAGCAGGAGCAAUUAUGAUGUUGAAAAGAAACAAAGCAAAUGUUGUAAAUAAUACUGAAGUAGCUGAAGUUAAACAAACUCCAACAUCUUCGCCAAAACCAACGUCAAAACCAACGCCUUCACAAGCAAAACCUUCAAUGACUCCUGAACCUAUGGAAGUACAAACUCCUGUUCAAAAGUCAACUCCUAAACCGACUCCAACAUUUAAACCAGAACCUACUCCUCAAAUAAAUCGUAAAACUCCUGCGUUUCCUUACUGA